AUGCCGAGCCCACAAAAACUCUCGCGAAGAAACCUCUCCUGCAGCCAGCAAGCAAGGGGUCUUGACACUCUGGCUGCGAAGGAGAACCAAAACCCCCCACCCGAAAUACAGCGCAACAAAAACCCCGACCAACCAACAGAUGCCCAUGAUUUUUUCGAAGCGGCUGUGAAGCGGCCCCUUGACUGGACAGGUGUUUGCUGCUUAGAUUCCGGCAAGAAGUUCAGCGGCCUGAUCUCAGACACUCUGAGGCAGUACCCGCACUCACAGAAUGUCAGCAGCUCGCCUGCCUUCAUCAGAAGCGGCGAUCGCAGAGACAUCGAAGUCUUAGACCGCACAGGGAGCCUUUCAGCGACAAGAGCAUGCAGGCCUCUGCCUAUGCAGGCGGUUGCAAUUCCUGGCUACCGUGGUCACAUUGCAGGGAAGGUUUCCGAGAACCUCCAUGGAGGCACCUUCGGGUCCGAAAACCAGCUGGCGACACAGUCUCUUCCUUUGAGGUCCAUGCGCAGGACGUGGUCGGAGCCGUUCCGAGCUGUGAAGCACGACGCUGCCUUGGGAACUGGCAGAGGGAUGGAGGUGCCGCCGCGGCUUCCAGGCUAUAGUGGGACAAUUCCGGGCAAGCUGUCUGAGACGGUGCACGGCAUGCGCUUUGCAGAAGCGAGCGAGUCGGCUCAGUCUUUACGGGCCUACAACCCGCAGGUCACCAGCGAUGGCUGGCUCAAGCGUGGGGUCUGGCCAGUUGACCGGAUGCACACAUACCAGUGGAACAAUCGCUUCGUGCAGACGGGCGGCCAGGCCCUGUUCUCACCCAUGCAAGAUUUCGAAAGCCUGGAGAUGAGCCGCAAGAUGGGCACCACAUUCGGCCUGCACCCGCCGCAGCCCAAUCCGCACAAACCAGGCGACCGGUAUAUUCACUCCAAGUUCGAGAAGAAGAAGGAGUCGCGCUUGGACCCCUCCAAAGUCCCAGCUGCGGGUGCAUCGACGUACUCGCAGAUCCUGGAGGGGCAGAGGUGGAAGAUGCACUACUCGUUGCAGUUGCAGACGGGUUGUCAGAGGAUGAGCUGA
This is a messenger RNA of Symbiodinium natans, 1062 nucleotides long. NCBI's taxonomy places the organism in Eukaryota, Dinophyceae, Suessiales, Symbiodiniaceae. The record is from the annotation of a GenBank genome assembly.